Condylura cristata (star-nosed mole) is the source of this 1370-nucleotide messenger RNA. RefSeq names its product 5-hydroxytryptamine (serotonin) receptor 1A, G protein-coupled (gene HTR1A). The transcript has a single exon. Gene Ontology annotation, molecular function: G protein-coupled serotonin receptor activity. Bases 84 to 1352 code for a protein of 422 amino acids. Gene Ontology annotation, biological process: regulation of vasoconstriction; regulation of behavior; regulation of hormone secretion. Lineage: Eukaryota; Metazoa; Chordata; Mammalia; Eulipotyphla; Talpidae. Gene Ontology annotation, cellular component: plasma membrane. The record is from RefSeq and is a predicted model, not a curated record.
GGAGGACGACCCCAGGGGGAGGGGCGAGGGGGAUCCUAGCUCCGCUCUUUCUCCCCUCCCCCUCCCCCUCCUGGCGAGCAGGGAUGGAGGUGCUGGGCUCCGGACUGGGCAACAACACCACGGCGUCCGAGGGCUCCUUUGAGACACUUGGCAACGCUACUGGGACCUCCGACGUGACCUUCAGCUACCAAGUGAUCACUUCUCUGCUCUUGGGUACCCUUAUUUUCUGCGCGGUGCUGGGCAAUGCGUGUGUAGUGGCCGCCAUCGCCCUAGAGCGCUCCCUGCAGAAUGUAGCCAACUAUCUCAUCGGCUCGCUGGCUGUCACCGACCUCAUGGUGUCGGUGCUAGUUUUGCCUAUGGCAGCGUUGUACCAGGUGCUCAACAAGUGGACACUUGGGCAGGUCACCUGUGACCUGUUCAUCGCCCUCGACGUACUGUGUUGCACUUCGUCCAUCCUGCACCUGUGUGCCAUUGCUCUGGACAGGUACUGGGCUAUCACGGAUCCUAUCGACUAUGUGAAUAAGAGGACGCCCCGGCGCGCCGCUGCGCUCAUCUCGCUCACUUGGCUCAUUGGCUUCCUCAUCUCCAUCCCGCCAAUGCUGGGGUGGCGUACUCCCGAAGACCGCUCGGACCCGGAUGCGUGCACCAUUAGCAAGGACCAUGGCUACACAAUCUACUCCACUUUCGGCGCUUUUUACAUCCCACUGCUGCUCAUGCUGGUUCUUUAUGGGCGCAUCUUCCGAGCUGCACGCUUCCGUAUUCGUAAAACAGUCAAGAAAGUGGAAAAGAAGGGACUAGACACCCGCUUUGGGGCGUCUCCCGCCCUGCAGCCUAAGAAGAGCGUAAAUGGCGAGCCUGGUAGCAGAGACUGGAAGCAGGGCAUGGAGAACAAGGCAGGGGGAGCUCCCUGUGCCAAUGGUGCAGUGAGGCAGGGUGACUAUGGCGCCGCCCUAGAGGUGAUCGAGGUGGAGAGGAUCGGCAACUCUAAAGAGCAUCUGCCGCUGCCCAGCGAGGCGGGAGCUGUAUUUUGCGCCCCCGUCUCCUUUGAGAAGAAAAAUGAGCGCAACGCAGAGGCCAAGCGUAAGAUGGCCCUGGCCCGCGAGAGGAAGACGGUGAAGACCCUGGGUAUCAUCAUGGGCACCUUCAUCCUCUGCUGGCUGCCCUUUUUCAUCGUGGCCCUAGUCCUGCCUUUCUGCGAGAGCAGCUGCCACAUGCCCACCUUACUGGGUGCCAUAAUUAACUGGCUGGGCUACUCCAAUUCACUGCUCAACCCUGUCAUUUAUGCCUACUUCAACAAAGACUUUCAAAACGCAUUUAAGAAGAUCAUCAAGUGCAAGUUCUGUCGCCAGUGACUGAGGAGUAGCGAGCCA